Myxocyprinus asiaticus (Chinese sucker) is the source of this 8378-nucleotide messenger RNA. Its product is annotated as peroxisomal biogenesis factor 3-like. The record is from RefSeq and is a predicted model, not a curated record. Bases 150 to 1250 code for a protein of 366 amino acids. The transcript has 12 exons. Gene Ontology annotation, molecular function: protein-macromolecule adaptor activity. Gene Ontology annotation, cellular component: peroxisomal membrane. Gene Ontology annotation, biological process: protein import into peroxisome membrane. Lineage: Eukaryota; Metazoa; Chordata; Actinopteri; Cypriniformes; Catostomidae.
UUCUCGACUCGAUCUGUGAUCUGUAGUUCGCCUGGUUGCCGCUAACAUGAGAACUUAUUACCAUGUAGCAUUGAUUUAGCUAGAGUUUUACGUCUAAAUAAGCUCUUACAUCUUGUUUUCUUAUUUUGGCGUGUCAGAAGUCUUUAAUAAUGUUGAGUUCUACAUGGAAUUUCAUCAAACGCCAUAAGAGAAAAUUCAUCUUUACGGGUGUUUUUGUUGGAGGUGUAUAUCUGCUUGGUAAAUAUGCUCAGAGGAAAAUUCAGGAGAUACAAGAGCGAGAGGCAGCAGAAUACAUAGCUCAAGCUCGGAGACAGUUUCAUUUUGAAAGUAACCAGAGGACGUGUAACAUGACAGUGUUAUCAAUGCUUCCCACUCUAAGAGAGGCAAUCAUACAUCAUUUGAACUCUGAGAGCCUCACCUCUUUGCUGAAGACCAAGCCUGCCAAUAAGCUUGAAAUCUGGGAGGAUCUGAAGAUAAUUAGUUUUACUCGCAGCAUUGUGGCGGUUUACAGUACUUGCAUGUUGGUGGUGUUGCUCCGAGUUCAGCUCAACAUAAUUGGUGGCUACCUGUACUUGGAUAACUCUGUAAUGAAAAAUGGAACGACUGCCUUAGCCCCUCCUGAUGUUCAGCAGCAAUAUCUGUCAAGUAUUCAACACCUACUUGGAGAAGGGCUCAUUGAACUGAUAACUGUGGUGAAGAAAGCUGUCCAGGAAGUUCUUGGAAUGGUGUCUCUGAAGCAGAGUUUGUCUCUGCAAGAGUUGGAACAACAGUUAGCUCAGAUCAGACAGUUGGUGGAGGAGGGGUGUGCUUCCUCCAAACACAAAACUCUUUCUUGGUACAUGAUUCCUGAUGAAGAGAACACAUUAGCAUCACAUGCCUGUGGUCUCACAGAGAAUGAUAUCACCACGAUAAAGCUGCUCAAUGAAACCAGAGACAUACUUGAAAGUCCAGAUUUCAAUACUGUUCUUCGUACAUGUUUGAAUCGAGGCUUCAUCCGAUUCAUUGACAACAUGGCAGAGUUCUUCCGGCCCCAACAGGGAGACUCCACCCCCUGCAGCUCACCUGAUAGAUUGUCGCAUGUAAGCCUCCCACUAGCCAAAAUCAUUCCCAUCAUCAACGGACAGAUACAUUCAAUAUGCAGUGAGAUACCAAGUCACUUUGUCCAGGAUCUUUUGAUGAUAGACCAGGUGAAGGAGUUUGCCGCCAAUGUAUAUGAAACAUUUAGCACCCCCCAAGAACUUCAGAAGUGAGCAUGGAAUUGAGCAAGACAUGGACUUGUGUAAAAAAAAAAAAUUGAACUCUUUACAAAUUCACUUCAAACGGAGACUCUCGUGUCAUGCAGCACAGAAUUCCUCUCUUCACAUACCCUGUUCUAAAAUCGACCUGGGGAAAGGAACUCACGGCUGAGCUGAGAAACAAGUGUGUAAUAUGGAGUUCACAUCCACUGUUUAUUAGGCAUUUAGUAAGGGGUAGACUCUCAUGAUCUGCUAGCUGUCCUAUCUGUCUGUCGUGAGUGACUCCCUAACCAAACUGGAUAAUAAUAGCAAAUAACUGUCACUAAUGUCCCAGGCAUGCCAGGGUUUUUAAAGGCUAUAAUGAAAUAAAGUAAAAUAAAAGUAGCUUAAUCUCAUAUAACUCUCACAAACGCUGAGCGCUAAAAGUUCAUAUUUGAAUGAUUAUCCAUGCAUUCACACCUGCAAUAUGGACUUCAAAAGGAAAAAAAUCUGUAGAAUAAGUGUUUAUCAUGAACAUUGUAGGUAUUAUAUCUUUGAAUCUGAUGUUGCAGCCCUUCAACACCCUCUACAGGACCAAAACACAGUUAUGUCCACCUGUCCAACAACAUCAGUGCAUGAUGUUUUGCACUGCUGCUGUUUAACUUUACAUCUCAUAACAGCCCUACGAAUGGGGUGGAUGGAUUAUGUUUUUUGCAGACUAUUUGGAUGUAGUAUGAGUAUGCUACUCCUUUUGUAAAAUGACCUAUGAAUGUUAAUGUUAAUAAAAAAUGUGAGUAGUAAUACUCCCAUUUCUAUACAUUACUAUUCAUUAAAAUGCCACACAAUUUGAUUAGAAAACAGUUGGUAUGAUGUUUUACAUUUACGUACUUCUUGACUUUUUAGCAAGCAGACUUCUGUCUUACAGCUAAAUAAAACUAGGUUGCCAAAUAGGCUGUAAUUGAGGACCAUUUACACUCACUGAGAUCUUUAUUAGGUACACCUGUACACCUGCUUAUUCAUGCGAUUAUCUAAUCAGCCAAUCAUGUGGCUGCAGUGCAUAAAAUCAUGCAUAUACGAGUCAGGAGCUUCAUUUAAUGUUCACAUCAACCAUCAGAAUGGGGGAAAAAUGUGAUCUCAGUGAUUUUGACCGUGGCAUGAUUGUUGGUGCCAGAUGGCCUGGUUUGUGUAUUUCUUUAACUGCUGACUUCCUGGGAUUUUCACGCACAACAGUCUCAAGCGUUUAUUCAAAAUGAGGGCAGAAACAUCCAGUGAGUGGCAGUUCUGCGGAAGGAAACUCCUUGUUGAUGAGAGAGGUCAACGGAGAAUGGCCAGACUGGUUCGAGCUGACAGAAAAGCUAUGGUAACUCAGAUAACCACUCUGUACAAUUGUAGUGAGCAGAACAGCAUCUCAGAAUGCACAACUACCUCGAACCUUGAGGUAGAUGGGCUACAACAGCAGAAGACUAUGUUGUGUGCUUUAUAAAGACCAUAGUGUUCCUAAUAAAGUGCUUAGUGAGUGUACAUCCUGUAAGCAGAUGUGCGGCACCAAUAAUGUAUUUCCAUGAAUGCAAACUCUAUGUGCAAUAUUAAUGGUACAGCAGGCCUAAUAGUCACUUUACAUGCAAGCACAUGUUACACAUUUCAUGUUAUAAAAUAAUUACACAUUUUAUCAUCACUAUAAUUGUAGCUAAUGAACACUAUUACUGUCCUGUAAAUGGUAACUAUGCCCUUUUACCUGUAAUUACAGUUUUUAUGAUUUUGGAGCUCCUCUCCCAUGUAAAGAAAAUCUCAAAUUCCACUAGAGGGCAGCACAAAACUAUAAUGUGUGCCCACAGCAACUAAACAAAAAUCCUCAAUAACAUCAUGUUCUAACAGUAAAUAUCCUAACCAGUCUGAGCACAAAAAUUUAAAACAGGAAGAAUUAAGUAAUAUCUGACAGAAAGUUCAGAGGGUAUGAUGUCUGAACAUGAGGGAAGCAUAUGAUAUGACCAAGACUGCUCUUGCACAAAACACUAGUUUUAUGAAACUUCCUUGUCCCCCUAAAAACCCUGCCAUAAACCUUGUAAUCUUGAUUUAAACAACUUUAAUUCUUCUGUUACUUGUGCAUUAUUUGAGUUGUAAUGUAAGUGCUUUUAUAAAAUUAUAAGCAUCACAUUCUGACUUUAAACGCUCCAAAAAUUGGCCCGUUCACUUCCAUUGUAAGUGCCCCACUGUAACCUAGAGUUUUGCUUUUUUUAAAGAAAAGGAGGGACGAGUCAAAAUAAAUUUUUGUGGUAAUCAACAUAAUGCUACAAAUGCUGUCAACUGAGCUUAACAUGUAUUGAACCUGGAAUAUUCCUUUAACUACAAUUACUAACCCUCCACAUCGUGUAAAAUGCUAUAACCACUAAGUCAUAAAUGUUUUAAUUGAUAUUCUACAUAUGAAAAAUACAUGUGAUUCAAGUACAUAAAAUAGCUGACCUUUCUUAAACCAAUAUGAUCAGGGUUAAUCUCUCAAAGUAAAUCUCCCCAACAUUUCCAGGUUUUUCAAGAUUAACCUGGAAAUGUCGGGGAGAUUUAAACUUGUGUUUUCCAGGCCUGGAAAGUCAUUGGAAUUAGUUUCAUUAUCAUAAUCUUAAUAAAAAUGAUUGUUAUAAAUCUUUUUGCAAUCAUGAACAGUCAUUAAAAUGUAUUGGUCAGAGAGUCUGGGAACUUUGUGUGAUCAAACAGGCUUCACAAAUUUAGAUUUUUUUAGUGGCGGUCUAACCUAGUGGUUAAGGAUCUGAACCCUAUUGUCCAAUAAAUGUACUGUAAAUUGGUUUGCAAAAGGAAGUUUCGGUGAGAAGUAGAGGGUCUGAGGUCAGCAACUCUUGUAAAAUUACCAGUAACAUUCCUGAGCAUCUUGAGAUCAAAAGACUAAACAAAUGACAUCAGAUUGAUGCAUCAUUCAGGCAGAUGAAUGGGUCUGCUUGUGGUAAAUACCAUAGCUUAAACAUAUAGACCAGCCAAGCACAGAAAGUGAUCAAAGAUUCUGUGAUUCAAAUGUUAUAAAGUAACAUCCAUUUCCACGUGAUUAUAGGAUAGACAGCUGAAACUGCACUGGUCAUGCUUAUGACAGUUUUUUUUUGUUUUUUUUUUUGGACAACAGGUAAACAGUUUAUAAAGAGUAAACAGCAAGAAUGGGCUAAUUGUUGCAUAAGCCACUUAAAAGUGCUGAAUAAUUCUGAGGGUGUUUUCCACUGCACGCACCACAUGUAGCACCUCGGGUCACAUGACUCCCUCUGCCUCAGCGUGCUCUUUGUUGUGUUCCAGCAAACAGGAAAUUCCCCUUCAUCACAUGAUAUGUGUCUAUGGUUCUGUCCCAUGACCUUUUUACCGAAACUGUUUACAUCAAGUACAGGAAUAUAAGGGAAAUAUAUAUUUUUAUUCAUUAAAAGAAGGUUGAAAAUCAUAUUAUCUCUGUUUGAUUAUGAAAGCCUACAUUAUACUGCAUGAUUCAUCAAUUUCUGUUUCACUUCUGGAUUUAGAGUGCUCUGUAGGAGUUAGUCUCUUUGAAUAUGUUGUUAACAAAAUACUCAAACACUUGUAGGUUACUUUUUUGACAAUUUUAUUCAUGCUUAAUAAUUUAUUAAUUGAUGCUUCUCCUGACCUAAUCAAAACCCAGUAGCCAGUUACAACUGAAGUGUAAAUGGAAAUCUUAAAGGAAUAUUCCGGGUUCAAUUGCAAGUUUAGCUCAUUCGACAGCAUUUGUGGCAUAAAGUUGAUUACCGCAAAAAAUUAUUUAAACUCUUACUUCAUUUUCUUUAAAAAAGCAAACAUCGAGGUUACAGUGAGGCACUUACAAUGGAAGUAAAUGGGGCCAGAUUUUGGAUGGUUUAAAUGUAGAAAAGUGAAGUUUAUAAUUUUAUAAAUGCACUUUAAUUCUUCUCUAAAAACUCAUCUGUUAUUUGUGCUGUAAAGUUGUUUAUAUAGUCAUUUUACAGUCAUUUUAGGGUUUGUUUACAUGACAUCAUCAUGGCAAUGAAGUUGUAAAAUUGGCCAUAACUUUACACAGAAAUGGUUAGUAAGCAAUUUUAUCACACUUAAAUCAUGUUAACAUGCAUGUUGUUUAUGUCUUGUGGUUAUACUUUUGAAACAGUGAGUAUUUUCACAUUUACAGAUUGGCCCCAUUCACUUCUGUCAUAAGUAGCUCACUGAAACACAGAUUUUCACUUUUUUAAAGAAAAGGAGGGGCAGGGGGCCUAGGUAGCUCAGCGAGUAUGGACACUGACUACCACCCCUGGAGUCGUGAGUUAGAAUCCAGGACAUGCUGAGUGACUCCAGCCAGGUCUCCUAAGCAACCAAAUUGGCCCGGUUGCUAGGGAGGGUAGAGUCACAUGGGGUAACCUCCUCGUGGUCAUUAUAAUGUGUGGUUCUCGCUCUCGGUGGGACGCGUGGUGAGUUGUGCAUGGAUGCCACAGAGAAUAGAGUGAGCCUCCACACGCGCUCAACAAGCCAUAAAAUGCGCGGAUUGAUGGACUCAAACGCGGAGGCAACUGAGAUUCGUCCUCCACCACCCGGAUUGAGAUGAGUCACUACGCCACCACGAGGACUUAGAGCGCAUUGGGAAUUAGGCAUUCCAAUUUGGGGAGAAUAGAAAAAAGAAAAGCAGGGGCGAGUCAAAAUUAUUUUUUGUGGUAAUCAAUAUUAUGCCACAAAUGCUGUUGAUUGAGCUAAACUUGUAUCAAAGCCAGAAUAUUCCUUUAAAUCUCUGUCUGACCACAAAGUAGGCAUGUCAAUCUGGCCAGGGAAAAUCAUUGUGCAGAAAAAUACAAUAAAAUGUAUAAUAUUAAACAACUUGUAAGAGUACUGUUAGUUUAUACACCAAUGGAAAAAAUCUUAGCAUGUGAAAAUCCAUUGCAUUAAUUCAUGCUUUAUACCUAAGACAGCAAACAUAAGUAAUGUAACAUUUUUCAUGGAGGAUGUUUAGAACUUUCAAGUUGAAAUUUUGUUUAUGAUCAGAAAAAUUUGAACUUGCAAAAAGACCUUUCAGACCCCACCAGAACACUGUUGUAAAAGUUAAGUUAAAAAAAGGUAAAAAAAAAUUGGUUUACUGUAAUUUCUUCCCUGUGUGGCACACAGCCACAGCCAUGACAACACUCAAUGCAGUGUCUGAUGGACAUGGGCAAUACAUAUAAAAGACUAAAUUACUAUUUUUAAAACUUUCAAAAUUAAAAUAAAUAGAAGAUCAAAAACUGAGUGAAUUUCAAUGUGUUCCUCUUGUAUAUGUGUCAAGAAUUCAAAUGGAACUGGGUGUUUUUGUUGUUCUGCUGGUCCUCAGGUUUUCAGAUUAUUUAUGACUCAACUGCCUCUACACCUGCAGUUCCAGAGUUGUCCUUUGUUAGAUUCUGACUCAUUAUGAUGUCAUAGAUUGCAAACACUGAGCUCAUAGUCACAUAAGAUUGUGCAUAUUUUAUCAAUUUGUGUUUCAUGACACAUAAUAAGGCUUGUAAUCAAUACAUACGUGCUGAAUAAUAUAUGUAGCAUUUCUAUUAUUUCUACAGUUGCCUACAUCUCAACUGCUCAGUCAUGGUUCUUGGCCAUGUAACAAAAAGUUUCAGUUUAACAUUCUACAAAAUUUAGAUUAAGCAUUUAAAAAAAAACAUCAAGUAUUUUGGUAUCAUGUUAAAAACACAUUUUGCCAGUGUUGAUGCUGUUGUAAAAGACUCAUAUGAGGAAAUCAAAUUGAAUCUACAGACUACAUACCUUGAUUCUGAUACAAAUAGACUAUUAUUUAGAUAUUAUUGAGAAUUCACAGGUAAGGGCAAGGACAGUGAUGCGCUUUAGUCCUGCACUGCAUUGAUUGUUGUGGACAUGCCCUGACCAUGCUCUAUCUCCUCCGCUCUGAUUGGCCGAUCUCAAGGGAUUAUCAUUAACUAUUAAUCCUAUGCUGCAAUGAUGCAUUCUCUAGUCACACCACAGACCGGUCAGAUGAUGUCAUCUCACUUUAGCAACCUGAUUGGCUGGAGCCUUCCAAGCAGCUCUGUGCUCACCGUAUAAAUUUUAUAUCACUCUGAGAUAGAUCCUUUACAGGCAGUCACAUGACUUCUUAAAUAUGACGUGGCCCUUAAAGACUAAGUGCAGUGAUUUUAAAAUAGUAGGCCUAUGUUGUUUCAGAACAAUUCCCUGCUUGAAAUAAAAUACCAGAAAUUCUAGCCUCUUACAUUCUACUUCCUAGUAACAUGUAAUUGUAAUUGGUGUCCCACUUAACCCAGUUCUUAGAAUUAACAGCAAACUGAAGUGUGCUUCAUAAAUAAUGGGAAAUGAAUGCUCAAAAUGAGAUUUGCCGGAGGUAGUAGCCUAUUCGGAUACUGACUGGAAUAUUUGUGUGAAAAAUUUAAUAGAAACUUCCUUAGUCAGAGAAAGGCCUAAUAUGUUGCAAACAAAUUUUAUUUUCAUAUCUGCACUGCAGGAAGCAGAUAGCAGGGGAAGUAGUUUACUUUACCAUACAAAGAGGUUUCAUUAUAAAUGGAAUCCAAGAACUGAAGAAAGGAAAACGAGUGCCACUAAAAGAGGAAGUCGUAGCUAAAAGUGUUUCAUUACAUUUGUUUCUGUAUAUGAAUUACGUAAGUAUAGUAUAAUAUAGCAUGGUAUUGUACUUUAGCUACCCCUUACAACAAUUUACCAUGAAAACCAUUGUUUCCACCAAAAAAAACAGUUAUUACGGAUAUUGUACUUAAUUUAUUGCAUAUAUUGUUAUUAUAAUAUACAUUUAAUAACUGUAAAGCCAUAAUAAAUUCAAUGUAAGCAGAAUUUUGCCAAUAGUUUAAUUUUUUUUUUUUUUUUUUUAAUGUACUGAAAUGAUAUGCCAUACAUAAUGAUAUACUAUGAUUUUGAUGAUGAUUUUGAUGAUAAAGUGACUGCCCAUUCCCAUGACGCACUGUGAAUGACGCAUUCGAGUCGGUGACUCUUCACCCUUUAACUACGUAUCUAUUUGUACAUAUCGGAAUAUUUUGCAAUAUAUAAAAUACUUUUUUGCCUCGAAACGAAGUUUGUGAUGUUGUGAUUCACCUCGGAGCUGGUUGGUUUGGUUCAUAGCAUACAACUCUUUUAUGAAAGAUUUUAUGAAAAGUCUAUGAGAAAAAUGAAUGGGAAAAAUACUUCCAGAACCCAGACGGCUGAAUAAGUGUGCGGGCACUGUUGCGC